Anopheles coluzzii is the source of this 16816-nucleotide messenger RNA. RefSeq lists its product as uncharacterized. The record is from RefSeq and is a predicted model, not a curated record. Gene Ontology annotation, biological process: signal transduction. Bases 1 to 14940 code for a protein of 4979 amino acids. Gene Ontology annotation, molecular function: protein binding. NCBI's taxonomy places the organism in Eukaryota, Metazoa, Arthropoda, Insecta, Diptera, Culicidae. The transcript has 12 exons.
AUGGUCCCAUGUGGUACGACCCGGGCACAAUGGGAGGAUGUAACUGGAUCGACGCCGCUCACGUUCGUGAACGAUUGCGUAUCGUUCACGACCACCGUAUCGGCACGGUUCUGGCUGAUGGACUGUCGCAACAUAGCCGAUGCAACCAAGAUGGCAACCGAGCUGUACAAAGAAGCCAUACACGUACCGUUUAUGGCCAAGUUUGUCGUGUUCGCCAAGCGUACCGAUCCGCUAGAGGCGCGUCUCCGCGUCUUCUGCAUGACAGACGAUCGUGAGGACAAGACGCUCGAGCACCAGGAACAUUUUACCGAGGUGGCCAAGAGCCGCGACGUGGAGGUGCUGGAGGACAAGCCGCAGUACAUCGAGCUGGCCGGCAACCUCGUGCCGGUGACCAAGUCGGGCGAGCAGCUCGCCCUCCCGUUCAAGGCGUUCCGCGAGAACCGGCUGCCGUUCGCCGUGCGCGUCAAGGACCAGCACGCGGACAUCGUCGGCCGGACGCUGUUUAUGCGCGAGCCCAAGAUUGCCAAGGGUGAGCCGCCGCAGCAGCCGAUCUGCAUACUGAACAUCGUGCUGCCGGAAACGAUCAUACCGGAGCAGACGACCACGAUAACGGACUCGCACGAAAUUAUGCUACGCGUCGGGCGGGUGCGUGCCGUCGUACCACCGCGCCAGCUCGUCGACGACCAGAACUAUCUGGGCGAGCUGCGCAUCGUCGACAUUUCCAACCUGCUCGGCGAGGACUGGAUCCGGCUCGCGCCAGAAAUCGGCGUGAGCGAGACGGACGUGGAGAAUAUUGUCGCGCAGAUACCGGCCAGCACGGCCCAGCAGGCGCAGGCCAUGCUGAAGCAGUUCCAGUCGAAACCGAACAAUGACUUUAACAUACUCGAGAACGGGCUGCGCACCAUCCACCGGGACGAUAUUGUGGAGCGGUGCAUACGCAGUGCGACCACCACCGGCACCACCACCACCGUUACGAUGCGCAACAAGACCUCCUUCUCGAUCGGCAAGCGCAGUGUCGAGGCGGUGGAGCUGCUCUCCGAAACGGAUUCCAUUGCAAAGAUGGCACAAAAAGAAGAUCGCCUCUCGAAACAGGAAUCUACGAAGUAUUCGGCAGAGGAGAAAACCGUCGAAGAGUCGGAAGAAUCGGAGGAGGAGAUGGUGAAGAAAACGGUGGCGGAGCGGCGGAAGCAGAUCGAGAAGCGCCUGUCAGCGGACCGUUCCAUACCGGCCUCGACGCAGAAGCGCGAGAUCGUGGAGGAGAUCAUCACCAUCAAGCGGCAGAGCGUUAUCGACGAUACGCGCGCCAAGCACGAGGAAGAGAUACUGCUCCAGAAACCAAUCGACAACACGUACAAGUCGUCCACCAUGCCCGAGCCGGUGGUGAAGCUAAAAACGACCGUCGUCAAGGAUGGACCGGGCGUGCGGAAGGACGAGUUCGAACAGGAGCUGCAGGACAAGUUUAAGGUGACGCUGAAGAACGUGGAAGAGUUCGAGCACCGGUCGGAGGUGCUGGAGCAGCUGGCCACGGAAGCGACCUCGGUCUCCGCAUCGUCGCCGCGCGUGGUCGAGGAGAUCAAGAAGAAGGUGGAGGAGCGUGUCCCAGCCGCGCUGGACGAGCCGACGGAGCCAGCGGAGCAGCAGCUGGUCGAAAGUGCCGUGCCGCCGGUGCCGAAAGAGCGUGCCCCGGUCCCGGCAAAGCGCACCAGUCUCACCAAGGAACCGGAAGAGUUCCAGGGCGUCGUGGAGGAAUCGAUCAAGGACGUGAAGCAACGCAUCAGCUCGUUCGAGACGAAGUCCAAGACGGAAUCGCUUGUGGACAGCAAGCAGUCGUCGGUGGACACUACCAGCGGGCGUGACUCGUGGAGCGACGAUCAUCGGCAGGCGAGCAAGCGCACCGACUCGGAGCAAAUCUCGGAGGACUCCGAGCAGGAACCGUUGCUCCGCAGGGACGAGCAUUCCAGCGUCCAGCGCACAGUUGGCGAAUCGUCCGUGGUAACGACAACGCAACAGGCGUUCACCACCGUCGAACAGCUGGAACGGCACGAUGUGUCGCAUGCCGUCGAGGAGAAGAGGGAAAGUUUGCUGGAAGCUUUCGGCGCUGCCGACGCCGGUCCGGCACAGUGGAAGGAGCCGGACUCGGAACCGUCAUCGCUUUCGGAGGCCACCGGCAGCAGCACCUCCAGGCGGGAGGAAAGCAUCUCCCAGCACUUCAAGUCGGAAACGGUCAGCAAGGUGGAGGAAACGGUCACCAAGAUGUCCACCACGGUGGAAACGAAAACGGUGGCCGGCCUGCCCGGAGGACUUGACGCAUUCACCCUCGGCAAGGGCGAUGAGACGAUCGUGCGCGAAGAGUUUGUGGCGCGCAGUGCCGAGAGCAGCAGCAUCGUCGACCGCACGGUGGAGUCGGUGGUGCGCGAGGUGCGCGACCAGGAGCCGGCCGUCGAGAAGCGGGACAUGCACCGCGAGGUGCAGGAAACGGCCGACAAGAUGGCCGCCCUGAGCAGCGUAGAAACGGUACAGAUCGGCGAGGGGACCGCCCCGCAAGUGUCCACCGCCGCGGCGUACACCGUCGAGCGGUUCGAGGGGCUGCAGUCGGAGGUGGUCAGCCAGGAUGCGGCCGGUAUGGUGGCGGAGCGAACUGGUACAGCCGUGAGCAGCGUCGAAACCGGCGUUAGCCAGGGCGAGGACACGGUCAGCGAGAAGAUUGUCGAGCGGGAGGAAGAGGUGCGCCGCCGGGUCGAGGAGAACGUGUCGAUCGACAAGCCGGUGGUGCAGGAGACGGUGGCGCGCACGGUUACGCAGGAAGUUACCUCCAAAAUUCCGGUGCCGUCGAAGAAAAGCUCACCGGAAGCAAAGGACCAACCGCCCAUGCCGGCCGCCCAGCCAACGGACGGUGAACCGUCGGCUGUGGAUCGGAUGGAAGCCGCAGACCAACCGAAACAGACAAUCGAGCAGCAACAGGCAGAGCUGUCGUCCCGGGCGGAGGAGAUGAUCGAGACGGUGGUUGAGCAUGCGGAGUCGGUCGCUUCCAGGAUUCCACGCUUCGGCACGACCAAGCCGGCCGCCCCGAAGCCGGAAGCAGUGGUGGCGGCAAAGUCGCCCGAACCGGACACCUCCAGCCUGUCGAAGAUUCCGGUCCUGAAGGAUCGCAAAGUGUCGGAGCAGUUUUCGAGCGAUUCGUGCGAAACCGUCAUCGUGCAACGGUCGGUCGAGGAGCUGCAGCCGCACGCGGAACAGGUGACGGCCAGCGAGACGGUGCCGGACCGCGAGUACGAUGAGGAGAUCAUGUCUGCCACCGCGUACGGCAGCGAGCGCACCGUGACGGAAAUCAUUACCGAGGACCAUCGCGCUGUCACGCCGGACGAUUUCAUCGACGAGAUCAUCGACGAGGCGCAGGACAAGGUGCAGCGGCAGCUGCAGUCGGCCGAGGUUACCGUCGGCACGCUCGACCUAAGCCACUCGGAAGAAGAAUCGUUCGACAAGUCCGCCUACCCGAUGCAGGAGUACAUCUCGAGGCCGGGAGGCGGCAGCGGUUUCGAUGCUAAUGCUACCAUCGACGACGACGACGAAGACGAGGAAGCGGAGCGGGAGCGGGAGAAAUGGAAAGAGGAUGCAAACUCUUCCGUGCCCGAUGACAUGUCGACGACCGAUUUCGAAGCAUUCCGCGAGUACCACUGGUUGGAUACGCCGGAUGCGGCCGGUCCGGCCGGGCAGCGGUACGGGCUGGCCAGAACGUCCACACCGAUCCGUGACGCAACGGUGGCCGCCGGCGUGACGCUCGCGUCACUGGAGGAUUUGGAUACGCUCAGUCCACUGUCGGCGGGUGAGGCGAGUGAUGGGCGAAAGUUGGCGCUUCCGGAGGAGGCAGGAAGUGGCACAGGCGAUGUGGGUGGUACCAUCGACGCAUCGGCGAGCGCUGUCAGAUCGUCGCGCAAGCACUUUAACCUUGACCUGGACAUGGACGUAACCUCGACCAAGACGACGACGACCGCGACUUCGACGACUACGGCGACCAAGGCACGCAAGACGACGACGUUCGAGAAGAGCUUCAAGCCGGAAAGCCACUCGAACCGCGGCACUUCACCCAUGGACGAGGUGGUGGAGUCGCCCGACAGCGUGCACAGUGCGCGGUUCGGGCGCGGCGAGUCGCCCGCGAUCAGGCUCGUGAUAGGACGGAAGGAGAUCAAAACGUCCGACACGUCGGCGAUAACCGAAAGCCGCCUGACGGUGUACGGCCACAAGGAUGUGGAGAUAUCGAUCAGUUCCCAAUCGACGAUCAGUCUGACAACGACGCACACUUCCAAAGAUGGUCGCGACAAGACGACGGAAGUAAGUUCAAGCGGCGGCGAGGUAAAGGAGGUAAGCAGCGGCAAGCGGUACAAACAGUUCAAGCUGGUGGACGAUCCCGACUCGGAGCAAACCGAGCGUAAGCGGGACGAGGCAGUAUCGUUUUCGAAGAAGAAGAGCGUGUACCUGUUCGGAAGCUUCGAUUCCAGCAGUGGAUCGCCCAUCACCGAGACGAGCGUCUCGCAGCAUGUGACGGAUACGGGCAUAUCGCUCACGAGAGGUUUCACUGAAACCAUGACCUCGCCCGGUGUCAUAUCGUCCUCCGUCGAGGAGAAGAACAAGAAGGUAAGCAUCAUUACCGAUACGGCUGUUGAUGUGGAAAUUGAGGAACUGGAACUUACCGAUGCUGGCCUGAGCCCUAUUCUUCCGGAUGAGGCGGAUGUAACUGCGGAUUUCCAGUUGGCCGAGGAAGAUGUGCACUUUGCGCACACGGGCACGAGUCCGAUGGACUUCGAAGAACAUUCGGUAUCGGCAGCGCUGGACACUUCCGAAGCGGCCACGCUAACCGAUCGCGUAGAGACAAAGGAUGCGUCAAACAGCCCGCUGGAUGUGCAUAUCACUUCCAUCCUCAAGCGCGACGUCAGCAAGCUGACCGACGAAGAGUUGCUGACGGGUCGCCGAGGAUCGGGCGACGUGAAGGCAAAAAUAAAAAUGCUGGAGCAAAGCUCCAAAGCACAUAGUGCACAAAGCUCACCCAAGAAGAAGGUUGAGUUUGAAGAACAUCAACUGAAGCACGACAGACAGGACUCGCCGAAACGGCAGAAGGCAUCGGGUAAAAUAACGGAGCUGCGCAAGAUAUUUGGCGAAGAGGAAGAACCGGUCGAGUCGAAUGUUAUGUCGGAGUCAAUUCCGCCUAUUCAGGAGGUGUCUGAGGUUGUUGAAAAGGAACUGACCGAAGAUACCGAGCUGGUCGAGGCAAAGGUUAUCGAGACCGUAGUCGAGAAGGUUGAGGCCAAGCCAGAUGACAAGCCAGAACAAAACGAACAGCCAGAGCCAUCGGAGCCUGUGUCUGAGGUUGUUGAAAAGGAACUGACCGAAGAUACCGAGCUGGUCGAGGCAAAGGUUAUCGAGACCGUAGUCGAGAAGGUUGAGGCAAAGGUUAUCGAGACCUUAGUCGAGAAGGUUGAGGCCAAGGUUAUCGAGACCGUAGUCGAGAAGGUUGAGGCCAAGCCAGAUGAUAAGCCAGAACAAGACGAACAGCCAGAGCCAUCGGAGCCUGUGUCUGAGGUUGUUGAAAAGGAACUGACCGAAGAUACCGAGCUGGUCGAGGCAAAGGUUAUCGAGACCGUAGUCGAGAAGGUUGAGGCCAAGGUUAUCGAGACCGUAGUCGAGAAGGUUGAGGCCAAGCCAGAUGACAAGCCAGAACAAGACGAACAGCCAGAGCCAUCAGAGCCUGUGUCUGAGGUUGUUGAAAAGGAAGAAAAGACAGGUGACAAGCGAAAACAAGACCUGCACUCGAAGUUCCUACCUGAAGUUGUUGAAGAUAUAUCAUCUGACAAGGAUUCUUCUGUCGUUGGUGAUAGAGGCAUAUUUUCAUAUUUACUAAGUCCCGAUAGGCUUGAAAUUUCCGAUGGUUCUGGAUCGUCCGAAAAGGGCGAUGAUAAGUUUUUACUUCGUCGGGAUGAAUUAAGCGUGUUUGAUACCAGGAAAAGUUCCCUCUCUGCAGUCGAAGUUUCCACUUUAGACGAUGACUCACCUUUACUGACAGAUUUUACAACUUCCUCUAUUACGUACGUAAGCGAUAGGAUUGAUUCUUCUUCGUUAGAUUUGAUGGUUGGUGAACAAUCAAUGAACUAUUUGAAAAUUGGUAGUAGCAUGGCACCACCUGACGAAAAACGGCAUGAUAUUCAAUCUCCUGGAUCGUGCAUGUCCUUUACGACCACUACCAGUGAAAACAUCGAGUCAAUUUCUCAUGACGUCGAAAGCCGUAGCAACUUCGGUGGUACUCUGCAACCUGACAUACCCACGGAGUAUGAGCGAUCCGUUUCGCUCAGUGAUAAUGCGGCAUCUGAUUACUCGAACGAGUCGGCUACCAAAUACAACUUGCCUUACGAUACCGAAUCCGACGGCCAUGAUGCUGGCGCACACAAGGCCAGACUACGGGGAAUCAAAUCUCAGGAAGGCAUCGCCGAGCCGAAACAAGUCAAAUCAGCAAAGCUCAUUGCCGUUGACCAGCGUCACGGUUCAGCCUCACCACAAAGUGAUAUUACUGAAUAUACCGAAAGUGUAUCGUAUGUCGAUUCAAUUAUAGACAGUACAAACUACGAAAGCGCCUUAAAGCAGAAAGAAACAAAGCAAGAAUUGCGAAGCAAGGAGACAUCGAAAGACAGCUGCGAGGCGGACGUGAAACCCAGUACGGUGGCAGCUGAUCGCGAGACAAAAGCAUCAAAACUUGACACGACAGCAAAACCUUCCAGUGAAUCGGUAGAAUCUGCUCAUCCAAAAAGACGAUCCAAAUCGAAGACUACUGUUACGAAAGUAAAUUUACAUAAGCAAGCGCCGAUCGACAUUUCGAAGCGUUCCACUAAAACCGUUGACAUUCGUAUGGGAGCAGCAGAGUCUACCGUAACAGUGAGCAAAUCGGCGACCACAUCCAGUCGCAUCUCGACGACAGCGACGCGAACGCACGGUUACAUGCAGUCGACACUGUCUCGCGAUCAGAAGGUCCUACGACCAUUGACUUUAACCGAUUCGCCCCAUUCUUCGCCCUCGAAAACAUCGCACCGCGCUGGCACUGCUUCAAUCACUUCGACACACACGACUUAUUCUCCGGCACAUUCUGCAGAACGGAAGGCCACUAAACCUUCUAAGCCAGGUAGUGCCGCUACACCCGGUGUGCCCGAAGGUGCGACUGGCAGCACCAAGCACGGUGUUUCGAGUACAGGUGCGCGCAAAAUCGAGGUUAAAGAAAGCAAAUUUACGACGAAAUCGGCCACUGGUCGAUCGUCGUCAACUGUCGUCACGACAUCCAGCACUGUAUCCACCUCUAGCACGUCCAGCCAGAGCAGAUUGUCGCGUUCCUCAGUCACUAGCUCAGCCAGAAAAGCCUCCACUAAAUCGGACUUCAAAGAGCAGCCCGUGGUGAAGAAGGCGGACAAAGAGCAGGCAAAUCUGGUCACGAAAUCCACCCUGCCGGCUGCCGUUAAGACAAGCAAGGAUCGGGUUAACAAAAGCCUGAUACCCGUAAAGGUGCAGUCGAGCAAGCGGGAUGCAACUCCUUCGCCGACUAAAACCGCCAGCAAGUCCAAACCGAAGUCGGCCCCGGGCCCAAAGCCCAAAGGCGAGCCGCGAAUGUCCAAACCGAUAGCCGGCUCCGAAAGGACGGCUACGAAAAAGGAACACUCUGUCCAGCUGAUCACGAAAUCCAUCCCGAAGGUGACCAGCACGGUGCACCGUAAGGAAAGCGCGAAACAAAUCAUCGACGACGUGUAUCGGUGCAAGUCCGCGAUGCACUACUCGUACAAAGAUGCCGUCACGUUCGAUCAUGCUGAGGUACCGUCGUCGCUUCCCUCCAGCCCGAGCCGCUUGAACAAAAGUUCCUCGAACAGUACAAACGUCCUCACUAGUGAAGUGUUUACCCGCACGAUCGAUUCGUCCAAAUCGAUCGAGGUGAUCUACAAGCAACCGUCCACAUCGCACGAGCUGUACCGUCGGGUGCAAGGCGAGUACAACCGGUACAACGACGCCGACCUGAACUUUAUCGAGACGACCGACUCGAGCCUGUCCGAUUCGAUCGCACUGCCCUCCUCCUCCUCGGAGCAGGAGAGCGAUGCGACCGGCAAGCAGAGGCGCUCCGGCAGUCCGGAAGGUUCGCCGAAGCAGACCAGCUCCUCGUCCGCGGUGACGACGACCAUGACGACGCUCGCCGGGCGCAAGAACCUGCCCCAGCACUACCCGCACCAUCCGGUGCACCAGCACGUGGCCACCAAGCACGGCAGCUCCGGCUCCUCCGCCUCCGGCAAGCGCGCCCGAACCCAUUCGCCCGCCGAGCCCCGGUACCGCAAGUCGGACAUCUGGAGUCGUACCGACCCGCCAGCCUCCAGCCAAGAGCUACCGGAUACGUCGGAGGACAGCGACUCGUACUACUACCACCACCAGCAGCAUUGUCUGUUCCAGCAGCAGCAGCAGCACCAGCAGCACCAGCAGCUGCCGCCGGUGGCUGGAAUUGCUGACCGGCGUUUAACUGUGUCGCUCGAUGGGAUCGUGCUCGAGAGUAGCAUCUCGCCGAUACUAGACUUCCGGGCAUCGACGCCGCCGCGCAUGAAGUAUAAGUUUGAUUACGAUAGUUCUGUGUUUCCAGAUACGUACACCGAACACGACGAUGCAUUACCGACGUCGACCAGAAGCGAAGGCGAGGAUGAUGGGUAUCUAGUGCUGGUACGGUCGGAGGCAGGCCGGCUGGUCGACGACGUGCUGGAGCAGAGCGUAUCGAUCGUCAGCAGCUCGCAGGGCCCGGGCCCGAUGACGAUCGAUCGAGAUCUGCAGCAACCGUCCGAAAGCGAACAGUACGCGAUCCGUAGCGACAUCCUGUCGUCUACCGAUGGCGAUCUGGUCGUCAAGUCGCCCACCAUCGAGUCCAUGUCCGGCAAAUCGUUCGAUGACAAUAUGAGCAAUCCCGAGUACGAUGCGCUGUUGCUCGGUACUGCCGGCUUUGGGGCACCCGCGACCGGCGCCGACGGCGGGCAGCCGAUGAGCCGGGCACUCGGUGCGGACGAUACAGCCGCCGAGGAUGAGGGCAGCGAUGCAAAGCUGACUGCCGAUGGCGCUGGUACGGUCGCCACUGCCACGAAAGACCAGGCGGCCGAGUCCGCCCGGCGGGCGAAGAAAAUCGACCGCAAGUAUGCCCGCCUGUCGGCCGAUCUCGGACCGGAGGCGCUGCUCGAUAAGAACCAAGAGUACGACGAGGCGAUCUCGCAGAUCAAAGACGAAGUGUCGAUGCUGCAGAGCGAAUACUCCAAAAUGAGCUGGGACGAGAGCGUAUCCAUGACCACGGGCGAUUUCGGGUCCAGCACGCCCGACAACGAUCUGCAAGAAACAGAUUUGCAACAACAAACAGAAAAUAACAUACCCCAGACAACAACACCCCGCCUUGUGUCCCAAACAGUAGAGGCUGCUGCCCCGCCCGCUAGCGCUGUCUCUGACGCUUUUGUUAGCGGGCAGUGUGUUGCGAUUGCUGCAACAAGUACUAGCACCGUCACCACCACUGCUGCUAAUCUGCUAACCGACGCUAAUGAUGUUGCCACCGCUGACCAAUGCUUCACUGCUUCCGCUGCCAUUGUCGAAAGGACGGAGCAAAGCGUCCUCUCCACCACUACUAGCACGAUCGGAUCCAUCAGCAACGCGGAACAGUCCUUCUCGAUCGCGUCCACCGAGCCGGACAGGCCGAGCGAAUCUUCCAGCAGUGGCGGCGGCGGCGGCGGCUUCGACGGUCAGCCCGUACCGAAGCCUCGCACCAGCAUAUCCUCCCGCACGGAUACGGCCACCCGGUCCAGCCUGCUGGAGUCGUUCGAGCAUCAGGAUUCGAUCGAGCAGUAUCCCGAACCGGCCCCGGUCCAAUCGGCCGAGCCAGACCUCCGUCUCCGGCAAGGGUCGAUCACGUCCGACGAGCUGUCGAACGUGGCCCAGAAGGACUCGAGCGAGCUGGUCACCAGCGAGGAGGACAUUUCGAGCGGUGCCAAGUUCUUCAUCGGCGAGUGUAGCAGCGAUAUCAUCACCCGGUCCAGCACCGAGAAGCGGUCGGACUUUGCGUUCGACAACGAGGGCUACACGUUCUCGCAGGAGUCGCAGGGUACGGACGAUCAGGAGUCGCGGCGCGAUGCGAUGGAAGCGUACCAGCAGCAGAUCAAGCUGGAGGAUGGCUUUACCCUGGAUUCGCUUAAGGAGCUCGAUAUUGCUGGGUUGCAAUCGUCCGGCAAGCCGCCGGUGGUACAUUCGCCGGUAACAGCACCGGCAACUGUUCAGCCGUUUGCGGAGACCCAGUCCGUGAAGUCUGAGGUGGAUGUGGGCGAAGCAACCAUUCUUGAAUCGACCACCACCGAACAGCAGGAGCAGAAGCAGCAGUACGCGCACAUGACGAUCGACGAGCUGACCAUUGCUAAAACGCUCGAAGAGGUGAAGGAAUCGCUGGACGCCGUGCAGGAAGAGCUAAUCGAGGCGGUCACGGACGGGACGCCGAUCAAGCAGUCGCCGUCGGAGUUUGAGUUUAAGAUACUGCCCUCCACGCGCUACGUGCAGGAUCCGAUCUACGAAACCAACCAGGAGGAAGCGGUCGCCGUGUCGACGGCAACGGCCGCCGCCAUCACCACCACCACCAUCGUGAGCGAGAGUGGGCUGUCCGAUUCGGAGACGCGAUCGCUGGCUGCUGCUGCUUCAGCGCCUCCGAUCAAGAUCGACGAAGCGCCAACGGCCGCCGGUUCGUCCGACAGCUCGCAGCUGGAAGCGUCGCCCCGUUUGCGGCACGGUCCGGCUGCCGCCAAGGGUAACCGUUGGUCGGCAACGGAUGUGGACAGCUCGGGCGAAAGCCACUACCAAAGCUUCGAGCAUACGGACAGCAGCCGGCCGCUGUCGUCGGACCUGGAGCAGGUGCUGCCGUACGCUUCAUCCGAGUACGAAACGGCACUGGAUCACUCGAUGGUGCCGACCUCGCUCGGCACCGAGUAUCACAGUGCGGUCAGCACGCUGCACUCCUACGCGGUCAGCUCGCACGACAGCAUGAAGAGCUUCGACUCGGAAAGCUCGGGCAAUCUGGCCAGCAUCGAAUCGGAGGCGACGGAAACGCUCGUACCGUCCACGAUGGACGUCGACUUUGACUCGUCCGAUGCGGCCCUCAUUCACGACGAUUCCGAGGACGAUCUGCGCGACAAGCUGCUGCUGCUGGACGACAAGGAGGAGCCGUCGUCCGCCGCGUCCAGCAGCGUGCCGAUAGCGAUGAAGCGCUCGCACGAGAUGGACUUUGCCGAGCUGAAGGGUGAGUCCGUGGCCGACGAGAGUCUGCUCCAGUUUGGCGAGCAGCGCAGCCACGGCGUGGAGUCGGUGUCGUCCUCGUUCCAGGAGGAGAAGCUGCUCAGCUCGAGCAUCGGCACGGCACGGGAUUUGGUGGAGGCGAUGCAGGCGACCAGCCUGGAGGACGUGAAGACGGAACCGGCGGACGAUGGCAAGCUGGGCACGAGCCUGGAAGACGGUAGCAUACUGUCGAUCAGCCUGUCCAGUGCGUCCAAUCUGGAAACCAUCAUGGAAAACCUGUCGGACAAGACAACGUCCGCCGGGCCGGUUCCGACGCACGUGGAGAUUGGGCUGGACGCGGUGACGCCUACGACCGCCGGUACGACUGCCGGCUACAUCGGCGACAUUACGCUCACCUCGACCACGCUCAAGGAGGGAGACGUUAACUUCCUCAACACGCAGGCGACCACCGAGAUGAUCGAGGUGAGCGAGUCGGCCGAGCUGAUCGCUGGCCGGGAGGACAGCGAAGAGACGGUGCGCAAGCGGGGCCACAAGCGCACCGAAAGUACCGCCAUCAUUUCCGGCAAGUUUAUGGCGGAAAUGGGCGAGAACCGCGACUCGAUCGAGUCGCAGGACGAGUCACUGUCGCAGGACGCCUCCAAACCACCGACCACCAGCUCGGAGCGGGACGAAACGCGGGAGGAAUCGUCCGACUCCGACUACGACCGGUACGAGAGCGAGUACGCCCGUUCGUUCCGGGCGCCGGUAGCGCAGCCGAAGAAGAAGGACAAAAAGGCGGGCGACGUGUUCGAGAAGGACUUUGAGCUGGAUCGGCGCAACUCGUUCUCGCCGUCCCAGUCGGUGAUCGAAACGAUCGUCGAGGAUGUGCACGCCGAGAUCGAGCAGGGUGACGAGGCGCAGCAGAUUAUGGUGAGCAAGAGCCAGCGGCUGCAGGAGUACCGCGAGUCGUCCACGCACAACAUACCGGACAUUCACGUGACGGAAGACUUUGCCGAGCAGCAGCAGCAGUCAUUGGAUGGCGAGGAUGAAGCGAAACGAGAAGCGACAGUCUUCUCCGAGACGGUUAGCGUAGUGGAGACUGUGACCAAGACGCAAGCCGACGCAACGGUGUCGUCCUCAGCGACCACCGUAAGGAAAGUUACGACCGAGACUGCGUCCACGUCCGCCGGCAUGACGAUGGCAAAGCAGACGGGCAUCCAGUACGCCAAGCAGGAGGAAUUUCAACUCACCGAGGAACAGUACCAGGAGCUGAUCGAGCAGAAGUACAAGGCAAAGCUAGCCGACUCGACCACCAAGUACGCGUUCGAUGCGGACGAUAAGGACGAUUCGGCCGGCUCGGACUCGUUCGAGAUGCUGGAGCAGCCGGACAUUUCGGACGAGUUCGUGAUCGUGGAGGAGGUCGCCCGGGAGGCGCACGAGUUCGACGCGGAGGGUAAAAGUGUCGCCAUCAAGCCCACCAAGAUCGAGAAAAAGCACGACGAGGACGUGGAGAAGAUACUGGUCAAGUCGGCACCGGCCCACACGAACGCCGGCUCGCUGUACGCGGCUAACAUGCGCGACGACAUGAUGUACGAGUUCGAGGAAAGCCCACCGACCGGUGGUACCGAGGGCGUCGACGGAGGUGCCGGCGUCACGAUGGACCUGCUCAACAACGGGUACCCGCUGGAGGAGAGCAAGCGGUGGGUGGAGAUGCAGCUGGCAGAAACGCAAAACUUCCGCUACCCGUACGAGGACCGGCUGGAGGACAUCAAGGAGGAGGACACCGACUUCGAGGUGGGCAGCAGCCGCAUCGGCUCGAUCAAGGACUCGUUCUCCAGCACGCCCGACUACGAUCUGCUGGCGAAGCGGAUGGCGUCCCGCGAGCACGAUGACAUUUCCAUGAGCAGCCUGCAGGAGUUUGAGAAUCUCGAGCACGUGAUCUCGCUGGAAAACCGCAAGAUGCAGCAGGGCUCGCAGGACUCGCUCAGCAACGGUAGCUUCACGCGCCGGUUCAUGCAGCGCGGCAUGCACGGGGACGACAUCAGUCUGUCCAGUCUGAAGGAGUUCGAGGGGCUGGAGAACGCCUGUCUGGAGGCGCAUCUGAUCGAGAUAAAGGCAAAGGAGGAGGCCGCCCUGCUGCUGUCGCGCUCGGACGAAUCGAACAAGUCGAACGGGUCGAACGGUGCCAAACGAAGUCCACCGUCGAACGGGGCCGCUGCGGUCGGUUCGCGCCAGCAGUCUACAGAGGGUGCGGCAGCGACCAAAAUCAUCAGCAGCAGCACUUCCAUCACCACUACGGUAGUUGGUGGAGCCGUCGGGUCGAGUGUACCCAGUGGGGAAAUGACGAAGGUGGAAAGGAAGAUCACGACGGCAAGCGGCAGUGGUCGCGAAGGGUCUUCAACGACGACUGUCACGACGAUUACACACGUGGAGGGUCAGACACGGCAGGGCUUUGACGAGGAGGACUCCACCUCGCACCACAUUCUGACCGUGUCCAGCGACAGUCUGGACGGUACGCGUGUGAAGCAACCGCUGGCCAGUGGUAGGGAUGCAAUGCCGUCGGCACACUCGAGCAGCGACAGCCUGGACAUGCACAGCAAGAACAAUGUGGACCCGAUGACGAGCAGCAUCGAUUCGAUCGAGUUCUCCAAGACGGGCAUUGCGACGACGCGCUCCUCGCAGUCCGAUUCGAUCGAGCAGAUGGCACAGCAGCAGCAGCAGCCCAACCGCAGCGACAGUACCGACUCGAUCGAGGCCCAGCAGCAGCUCCAACAGCAGCAGAAGCUCCAGCACCAUCAGACGUACCAUCAGACCACCACGCAGCAGACGCUGAGCGACACGAAGCGAGACUCGCUGGAAUCACUGGCCGCCAGCAGCAGCGACAAUCAGAGCGGACUCAGCAGUCCCACCAAGUCUGCCCACGGCUCUCGACCACUGUCCGACAGUGGAGUUGGAGCAAGCGGUACAACCGCUCAUCAUCAGCAGCAGCAGCAGCAGCAGUUCCACCACCAAACAACGACGAUGUCCACGCACACGGUCAGCACCGGUGGGCGUACGAUGCAGAAGGACAUAUCGGCCGACUCACUGCCCGGACCGGACGCAGCAUUCCUCACCAGCACCGAAAGCCUCGAAACGAGCUCAACGGCCACGAACGCCACCUACCAGAACGAAACGGACUCGCAGAUGUCGUCCAGCGUGACGAGCUGCGACUCCAUCACGAUGGUCGACACGGUAGGGCCUUCGCAAUCGCUCGAACACUGGGACAGCUCGUUUACGGCUGGCGUUCAUGGUGGUGGGUUCGGUGCCAGCUCCCACAUGACCAGCUCCUCGAUGAGUGCCUACUCCUCCGGUGUAGUUGGCAGCAGCGGUGGCACCACAAUCCAGCAGCAGCAGCAGCAACACGCAUUCCGUACUUCGCAUGCGGAAGCAUCAUCCUCCAUCCGCAUGUCGUCGUCGACGUCGUCAUCGUCCACGGUGACGAUGGUGGCGAGCUCGGCGUCGUCAACGAGUGUUCGCACGGCGCAACAGCAGCUGAUGGGGGAAAGUGAACUAUUAAGUAGAGAACUGUUUCCAGGAGAAAUAGCUUUCGACGAUGUAAAGGAAACCAGCAAGGAACGGAUGCAAAGUAAAUCAACCGAAAAGGAAGAAUAAAUGUUGACGCCAACAAAAAAAGAAAACAUGUGCUGAACAUCGUUGGAGCAUAAACGGUCGACAAGCGAGUUGAUGGUGGCACCGCAGCAAGACAGAGCCGCAUAGUGGGUUGUGCCGCAAGCAGUGUGGAUUUCCCGCCAUUUUACCACAUUCUUCUCUACUCUACUUCUCUACGUACAGCCAAACCUUUUCAAACCCUUUAAACUUACAAACGCGCGUUAAAUCUAAAUUAAAACACAUCCGUUGGGGAAUGGAGAAUGGGAAGAAAGUUCUUCCACGUCGAUUGCUGUAGCUAUCGGUAGCCUUUUAACACAUGACGAUGAUCAACACACAGAAAAGGAAGGAUCGCAGACGAAACGGGGGUGUUUUUUUUAAAGGAAGAAUUACGUAGCAAAAAGGGGGGGAAAACAACCAAAGAAGCGUAGCUCAGUUCGAAACAUAUUCAGUUCCGCAUUCAAUGAACUAAACUCUAAGCAAGUAAGUUCUCUCCUUCACGCACUAUAUUCUAAACGAUUGCAUUCCAAGAAAAUGCUUUACACAAAACGAUGAUGACCAUUGACCGAUAAUGAGAAUAAACGCGAUGUAGGGCAAAUAGGAUGCAAAUCUGAGCGAUGACCGAGCGAUGAUCACGCGCGGCAAUGUGUAUAGUGUGUAAUGUGAGCUUUAUUGUAGCAUUGUUAGCUUCCUACUUUUGCGUCUACGCAAGCGCCGCUUAUUUAUUAUCGUGCAUUGAUGCCGCAAAAUCCAAAACCAACCCUAAGUCAACUAAUCCGCGUCGACGGUGUGACUUGAAUGCUAAGCUUCAAGCGUCUUUUAAGUCGACUACUUGUGUGAGCAGCUUCUCCUUUGUGUGCAGCUUCUAUUUCAAGGCGAAUCUGUAUGUGUGUGGGGGUUUGUAGGGUGCGAGGUGUGUUCAUGCUUACGUUUGCUUUCGUACUACCGCUUAGGACUGACGAAUAAGGAAAAUAACACAAGUUGAUAAAAUGAAUAAAAAAACACACACACACACAGGAGAACAAGAUUCAAAGACCCAAUAGAGAGGGCUCGUGCGGCCGGAUAGCUUUUAGUGCUGGGCAAUAUUGUAGCAACAGGGGCCCCAGACAGUCAGCGAUAGAGGUGUUAGAGGCGGUAGAAACGAUCGAAAAAAAACGACGAAAGGAGGAAGUAUAUUUGAGAAUCUUUUUUUAAACAAACAAACCAAACGAUAUUGCUAAAGAACAGAAGAAAAAAAAACAGAACACUGUUGCAAGUAAUAGCAUGUUAUAGCUAAAAUAUACAUUUACUGAUCAAAUCAAACGUAUAAAAACAAAACAACCUUAUAUAUACACACUACAGAGCGGGCUUGCUUCAAAAUAAGAGAGAAGAUGAAAAAGAAAACUCCCUUUCCGAAAGACUAGAAAGGAAAAUCACCAAAACCGAUGGAAAAAGAAGCUGCAUUGAAUCGACGAAAGCACGACGAAGCGAAGUGAUUAGUACAGCAGCAGAACAAGAAAAAGGAUAUUUUACCGAACGGGCAAGCCCGCUUGCAUAAUAAUACAAUUUGAAGACAAGAACAGAAUAGAGUUAAAAGAAAAAUAAGAAAACAAAACAAAAAAAAACAACAGCAAAAAAGAGGAGGCAAAUAAAACGAACAAAAUGAUAAAAUUCGUAGAAAAGGGCGGGAGAAAACGGUGAAGGAGAUAUCGGAAAGGGGGAGAAAAACUCACAUAAAUCGCUACCACGUGCUACCAAAACUAAUUAAACAAACAAAACAUAUUAUUAAUACAAAAACCAAAAACAAAACCCAAACACAGCAUACUUACAUGGAUGUACUAUUUGCAAACAACAACCAAAAAAAAAAAAACUAUGAAGAAUAAAAGUGCUUAUGACAAACAUA